GUGGGAGUAAAUUACUGUGCUUGCGUGCUUCGGGCUGACUUUAGCCUAAAGUACGCUCUCAAAUGUACGGUAAUUUAUUUUUAAAUAUUUCAUUUGGAAUCUCCAUGUUUCCUGGGAUGAGUUGAGACACAGCGAUGAUAUUUAAAACGGUAAAACCGCAUUAAUUAGUACCUAUAUGUAAAAAUAAAUGCAUAUUUUUUGGAACAUUGUGAAGUAAAAUGUCUUUGUAAGACUUUAUUUUAUAUCAUGAAGAAAACUCCAAGAAAACUUCAAUUUUGUACGAUCGCAAAUUUCAAGUCUAAAUGGAAAUUGCAAAACUAGCGUGGAGACAAAUUUGACAGAAGCAAUGUCAAAAUACAUAUAUUUUUUUAGAUAUUGUACGUUAUGUUCGUUUUACCCCUAUGUACCAUAUCUGUUAUUUCUUAUUAUUUAUCUCAAUUAAAACAUACUCAAUUUCACGAAGUAAACCUUCAUACCACAUUAAUGUUGGUCCUAUUGGCUACGUUAGGCCGCCGCUGCCUGGAAGCUUGGUGCCCGCCACUAAAUAAAUGAGAUUUGAUCUUCUGUAGCGCCCCGCUCCGACUAACGCAAGAGCUAGACACGGCGAGCUUGAGUUAAGACAACCGCAUGAGGAGGUGGCGGGCAGACGAUGGACUGGUACGGCAGCAGACGACUCACGGCUCUGGCCGCGUUCCUAACUUGCUUCCUCCUAACCACGUGGCUCGAGUCUGUCUUCAGCGACACUCUUAAUUCGCUGCCACUCUCUCGGACAAAGCGUUCUACGGUAACGCAGAUGGACGGCGCUGAUGUACAGACGCUACUCAACCAAGACCAGCCACAGGGAAUAGAAAAAGUGCGGGUUCAGAUCUUGAAAAAUCGCUCCCCCCAAGACACAGCCGAACCGUCAGGGCCAAAAAAUAUAAAAAGACGAAGGAGUAAAGGUGAAGUCCUUCGUUUGAGUCCGCCUGAAGAUGCAGUUAUUCUGGAUUCACACGAUGGGAUCAUCGAUAUGGCUGAUUAUCAAGAUGAGUUGAUGACCUCGCUGCAAGAACGAGUGGCGCAGAUCAGACGCAAAGUCUACAAAUGUCUACCAAAGUUCAUCUGCGAAGUUCACAGUCAAACUUUGGACACAAUCACCACUGAUCUAGAAAAGGAAUGGAUUAACAUGUACAGUCCGAGCAUGCUGAGUGAGACUCAGCACGAGUAUCAGGUGGCGGCGCAUAUGGGCCAGCUCUUCAAAGGCUACCAGCCCUCGCCCUGCCACCAGCUCUACACCGGCUGUCCCAUCUCCAUGGCGCAGAUCAAGACCUUCUUGGCGGCGGUCGACAACAAAAGAAAUAGGUUAUUGUGAAGUGGACACGACGUCGGUAUUGGAAACAAUGAAACCGUACGGAUUGUUGUUAAGGAGCAGUACAAUGUAGACGGUGUACCUAGAUAUAAUCAAGAAUACAGGUGUCAGUCAUGUGGUUAAUGAGACAUUACUCGGGUAUACCCAGUUCACGUACGUGGUUCAUGGUGAAUGCACCCGAGUGUAAGUGUGAAGUGAGCGUUAUUCUAAUUCACCCUGACAACUUCGUAAUUUUUUGAAACAGUUGGACUAUAGAACUAUCUGUGGAGGCCAUGAAAUGUUUUGCCUUAGAACUAUGCGUGCUUGUUAGGAAUACAAAAACUGUUAUAGAUUAAUACUUACGUCUAUGCCAAAAAUAUAUCGAUAUAGAUCGAUGUCAACAAAUGAAUAAUCAUUUCGGAUGGUUUCGUUUCGAGGACGAUUUCGAUUUCUACGAUUUAAUUUUGCGUUUAUUCCAUAUUAUUUCCUGACUAAUCGAAUAACACAGGUGGUACAUAAGCCGUGCAAUUAGUGUUGGCUUAUUAUCCAUUUAUUCGCUUCAUCAUUCAAAUCCAUUGAUCCAAUUAGAUUUGAUAGGAUUCAAUGAAUGAAUCCAAUUUUUCACUCAUUGAUCCAAUGUCACACAGCAAUCAAGAAUACCACAGAGGAUAUAGGAACAUAAUUAUGCUGUAAUUCAGGAAUACUACAAAGGAUAAAGGAACAUAAUUAUGUUGUAAGUCAAGAAUACUACAGACGGGAAAGGAACAUAAUCAUGCUGUAGACUUAUUUCCUCUUGUUGGAGUGCGAAUUUAUUUUGCUGGACGGUCAUUCGUUCUUCCUAAAUUUUUAUUCUUAUGUUGAAUGGUAUUUCCCUUUUUUACGGACUGUCAUUCGUCCAUGGCAGGCUGGCAUUCCCGCUUUCUAGUUUGACAUUCCUAUUCCUAUCAGACCUUCUGGUCUAGCAUUGCUCUGUGCUGGACAGUCCUUCCCUUUUGCUACACUGCAUUCUUCCUUGCUAGAUUUAGAUUGUAAUUUAUUCUCGGUAUGGACAGUAACUCUGUCAUACUGUAGGUAGUGUAUUUUCUCCUUGUUGUGCUGUAAUUCUUUCUUGCUGGACUCUAAUUAUAUCUUGUUGGACUGUAAUUCCCUCUUGCUGCACGGCAAUUCGUUCUUGCUGGACUAUAAUUCUAUAUUGCUGGACUGAAAUGCUCUUUUGCUGGACUGUAAUUCUAUCUUGUUGGACUGUAAUUAAUCUUGCUGGACUGUAAUUAAUCUUGCUGGACUGUAAUUUGAUCUUGCUGGACUGUAAUUCUCUUUUGCUGGACUGUCAUUCUAUCUUGCUUGAAUGUAAUUCUAUUUUGCUGGACUGUAAUUCUCUCUUGCUGGACUGUAAUUCUCUCUUGCUGGACUGUAAUUCUCUCUUGCUGGACUGUAAUUCUCUCUUGCUGGACUGUAAUUCUCUCUUGCUGGACUGU
Messenger RNA from Hyalella azteca, 2802 nucleotides. RefSeq lists its product as uncharacterized. Bases 650 to 1351 code for a protein of 233 amino acids. NCBI's taxonomy places the organism in Eukaryota, Metazoa, Arthropoda, Malacostraca, Amphipoda, Hyalellidae. The record is from RefSeq and is a predicted model, not a curated record. The transcript has 5 exons.